GCCCUCCCUUUCCAACCAGCUGCUGGCCGAGCUUGCAAAUAGUCAUUUCCGGGAAACAGGCGUUUGCUUUGUGGGGUGCAACAUGGAGACGACCAGUGGAACUGCUGAGCCGGUUUCAGGAGAACUGGCGUCUGUGGCACAUGCUCUUUCUCUCCCAGCCGAGUCUUAUGGCAACGAUCCUGAUAUUGAGAUGGCUUGGGCCAUGAAAGCAAUGCAGCAUGCUGAAGUCUACUACAAGCUGAUUUCAUCAGUUGACCCACGGUUCCUGAAACUCACCAAAGUGGAUGACCAAAUCUAUUCUGAGUUUCGGGAAAAUUUUGAGAAACUCAGGAUAGAUGUGUUGGAUCCAGAAGAGCUCAAAUCAGAAUCAGCUAAAGAGAAGUGGAGGCCAUUCUGCUUGAAGUUUGACGGGAUUGUAGAAGACUUCAAUUAUGGUACUUUGUUGCGACUGGAUUGUUCCCAGGGCUACACUGAGGAAAACACCAUCUUUGCCCCCAGGAUACAAUUUUUGGCGAUUGAAAUUGCUCGGAACCGAGAAGGCUAUAACAAAGCAGUUUACACCAGUGUUCAUGACAAAGAAGAAGAGAAAGAAGGCAACUGUGGAAGAGAGAAAGGAACUGACAGUGGACGGGCAGAAGAGAAAGGAGCCAUCAGAGAAAGAGAAAAAACAAAAACCAACAAAGGAGAAGAAAAAGAGAAAGGAGCCGACAAAGAAAUUAGCAAGAGUGGUGAAACAGCUAUGUAAGGUAGACAAGGAAUAGCAUCCUGGAAGCUAUGACCCAACUAUGUCUACAGAUACUAGGAUGCUACUUGCGCAGACCCUGUGGUUAAAUGUAUCUCUUUGUGCAAUUGAAAGACAUAAAGAAGUACAUCUUUCUAGCCUAAUAAUCAAGAGCUACUUUUGUUGUUCUCUUGUAUGAACCAGCUUAGAGACUAUUAGGGUGUUAGUUGAGCAUUUCUUGGUAUAGUGUUUCUUGGUUCUCACCACUGGUCAAUUAAGAAAUUUUACAAAUAAAUUUCUUUUGGUUCUUAUGACUAUAUCUAUAAUUGACUUUUAAAAGGUAUUUCCAAUUAUUUGACACUACAGAUUUUUUUUCAGGUAUAUAAUCUUUUUGGCAUGUCUAACAAAAUGAUUUUUGCCUAUUUUUAAAUGCUUAUCAUUGUUUCCUGCAGUAAAGUUUCCUCAAAUCUGUUAUGUUGUAUGUGGUUUGGGGAUUAGAAGUCCCUAUGUAAGGGUUAAUUCCUGCUAUCUGAGUCACUAUAGCUUUCUGAUUUUCUUUGAUAUAUCUGGCAAAUAUUUGAUGAAUAUUCUAUGGAGAUAAGAGCUGGGGCCUGAACCUGUCAGACCAGUGAAUGCAGCCCAGUUCACAUUAGAAGAGCAGGAAACUGGACCUGCUUCAGUACCUGCUUCUCUUCUGGUACCCAAGUUGUUACCUGAAAGCUAGCAGAAAUUAAUAAUUAAAUAUAAAGCCUG
This is a messenger RNA of Lontra canadensis (Northern American river otter), 1474 nucleotides long. RefSeq names its product polysaccharide biosynthesis domain containing 1 (gene PBDC1). The transcript is spliced from 6 exons. Lineage: Eukaryota; Metazoa; Chordata; Mammalia; Carnivora; Mustelidae. The record is from RefSeq and is a predicted model, not a curated record. The coding region runs from base 83 to 745 and encodes 220 amino acids. Gene Ontology annotation, cellular component: cytoplasm.